AUGACAUAUUAGAAAAAAUUCAAAAUAGAAAUAGAUGUACAUCAAAUAUUUACACUAUCGGGAUUCAGUAUAUGAUGGAAAAACGUGAUGUAUAUCGACUUCAUCUCUUAAAAUCAUUCAAUCUACCGCUGUCAUAUUCAUCUUAUGGCAGCCUUCGUCUUGCUCUUUUGUGGGCUUGGAAUAUUAAGGGACUUGUUGAAAAUCUAUCAUCUGAAUUGGAUGAUAGAGAAUCUGUUUCUUCUAAAACACCUGAACGAGAUUCAUCUAAUGAAAUGAAAACUGAUGUAACACCGGAAAAAUCAAAAAAGAAAAAACUUUGA
Acaulospora morrowiae is the source of this 320-nucleotide messenger RNA. The record is from the annotation of a GenBank genome assembly. Lineage: Eukaryota; Fungi; Glomeromycota; Glomeromycetes; Diversisporales; Acaulosporaceae.